AUGUACAAAGAUCUGGUCCAAAGUCGCAAUCCUAGCGGAGCACUCGAAGCCGGAACACCUUCUCUCAGAACCGCAGACGCCCUCGUGACCCUCACCGACUUCUUUGCCGAGCUUGUUCUAUGCUAUCGACUAUGGACCAUCUGGGACAAUAAUUACUACAUCAUCAUCAUCCCACUACUCAUAUCAUUCGCCUUCGUCUCCUGCGCCAUGGCUACGAUUGGAAUACUGGUAUCAACCCCGUCAGCCGCCAUCGUGCCUAAGUCAUUGGUUCCGCUUGGAACAUCGGCAUUCGCUAUCCCGCUCUGCUUCAACUUCAUCGUCACCGGCCUGAUCAUCGGCCGCAUCUGGUGGAAGGGCAGGUCCAGCCACGGAAAUAUAGGCCGUGCGGGCGGAGUGGUCAUGCUUCCGCCGACAUACCUUAAAGCUGCGACGGUGGUCGUAAUCGAGUCCGGUCUGGUCUACCUGGUAGUCCAGUUCGUCCUCACGGUGCUCUUCGCGAUCAACCAUCCUGCCCAGAUCAUGCUUGCAGAUAUAGCGACCCAGAUAUAUGGGAUCGCACCAACAAUGAUCUUCGUGCGAGUCGGAUUGGGUGACUCGACGCGCGCUAACUUGUCGUCUGUGCCAUCCGAGAGACUCCGGGGCAUCCGCAUGCCACGCUCGCCUGGACGGUCCACCGGCCAGGGCAGUUUAUCAAAUAACCUGUCGCCAAUGUCCGUAUCCAUCCCGUUCACGAAGACCGUCAACGUGCACAGAGACGGCAGCGAGAUGAAGGCAGGAGGUGACGACUGGGAUCAGACCUACGGGAUGCAUCGUGUAGCUAGGGAACUCUCCGUCUAG
Messenger RNA from Punctularia strigosozonata HHB-11173 SS5, 837 nucleotides. RefSeq lists its product as uncharacterized. The record is from RefSeq and is a predicted model, not a curated record. The transcript has 5 exons. NCBI's taxonomy places the organism in Eukaryota, Fungi, Basidiomycota, Agaricomycetes, Corticiales, Punctulariaceae. Bases 1 to 837 code for a protein of 278 amino acids.